UAGUUAUUAAGAAGCUUAUAACUAUUAUAACUCUUAUGCAUUGUUGAUGGGUUUUGGAAUAAGGAAGAGCACGGUAAAUUACUCUCGCAAAACUAGAGAAGUGGUAGACAGAAAGUUUGUUUGUGAUAAGGAGGGCUAUAAAUCUAAUAGAGACAAGAUAGAGAUCUCUCUUUGGCGAGAGACGCAAGUGGGAUGUAAGGCAAUGAUGCGAGUUAAAUUAUUGGAGGACAAAUCGUGGGAGGUCACGGGGUUUGUUGAAGAACAUAUAAAUCAUGUGUUGAGUAGUCCAGACAAAGCAAAAAUGCACAGAUCACAUCAACAAUUCCAUAAAACUCAAAGAUGUAAAAAACUUAUUGAUAGUCUGCGAGAAGAAGGUAUGCCUCCUUCUACUAUUUCUCGCUUCAUCAAUGCAACUAAUGGAAGAGAAGGUGAAAUAGUAACACCACAACAAUGCAUUGAUCAUAUCAGAACCCAAAGAGUCAACAAUAUUGGUCAUGAAUGCAUAUCUAUCAUUUGUUAUUUUCAGAGUAUGACAGCGAAUGAUCCAGAAUUUUAUUUUGCAAUAGAAGUGGACAGUAGUGGACAAAUGAGGAGUGUUUUCUGGGCCGAUGGAAGAUCAAGAGCUUCUUAUUUGCAAUUCAGUGAUGUUAUUGUGUUUGAUGUGACAUACAGAACUAAUAAGCUCAGUCUUCCAUUUUCUCCAUUUACUGGUGUAAAUCACCAUAGGCAGUCUAUUUUACUUGGUUGUGCAUUAUUAGCCGAUGAACAUGAAGAUACCUUUGUGUGGUUAUUUCAAGAAUGGCUGAAAUGCAUGCAUGGUGUUGAACCAGGUGCUAUUAUAAUAGAUCAGGAUAGAGCAAUGUGUAAUGCUAUUCACUCAGUGUUUCCAACAACAUGACACCGUUAUUGCUAUUGGC
Asparagus officinalis (garden asparagus) is the source of this 917-nucleotide messenger RNA. Its product is annotated as protein FAR1-RELATED SEQUENCE 5-like. Gene Ontology annotation, biological process: regulation of DNA-templated transcription. The record is from RefSeq and is a predicted model, not a curated record. The coding region runs from base 47 to 898 and encodes 283 amino acids. NCBI's taxonomy places the organism in Eukaryota, Viridiplantae, Streptophyta, Magnoliopsida, Asparagales, Asparagaceae. The transcript has 2 exons.